GAACCUUUCCCUUUCGAUUGUGACUAGUGAGCAGCUUGAAGUUUUCGCUCUUCUUCCGUAAACGAUAGCUUUCUUGUCCAUUCAUACCCGAAACUUUGCUUGGUUGAGCCCCUCCUCCUCAGGUUAUCGUAUCACCGACGCUGGUAACCAGCCACCUCCAACUUCGACUCUCUCGCACCCAACAUCGGAGGCUUGAGUCACGAGAAGCAUGGCGACCACAGAGCGACAGCCUCCAUCAUCCGUCGAGGGAUCCAGCCCCAGCCGCCCGACAAUGUUUCAUCGGCUUUCAGACAACGCCAUUGACGAGACUUCGGAUGCCGAUAGCGAUUUCGUCAAGUUGCAGAAAACCAUCAGCAAGGAGAGGCGGGAAGCUAGGGAGAGCCCCCAAGCUCGUUUGCAGCGAGCAUGCCCCUUCACCUUUCACCCCAACAUCAGACCCCUCAGCAAGUCUGACUACGAAUCCUGUAUUGCGCUGGAGAAUGCGGCCUUUCCGGACCCGGCACACAGAGCUACACCAGAAAAGUUCGAUUACCGACUCUCAACCUGUCCUGAGCUGAGCCUAGGUGUCUUUUGCACAGUGGUGCCAGAAAAAGCCAAGAAUUGGACAAUCGAAACCUUGGAUACUGCCAAGCCUGUAGAAACCGAUCGUCCCAAUGGCGCAAAGAGCGUCCUGGUGGCACAUAUCGUGGCUACGCGCUGCACCGGAAACACCAUUACAGACAAGGAUAUGGACUAUCCCAAAGACUGGCGAAGUCGUCACGGUCGGUCGGCAGACGUA
This is a messenger RNA of Neurospora tetrasperma FGSC 2508, 778 nucleotides long. RefSeq lists its product as uncharacterized. The annotation marks the transcript as partial. The record is from RefSeq and is a predicted model, not a curated record. NCBI's taxonomy places the organism in Eukaryota, Fungi, Ascomycota, Sordariomycetes, Sordariales, Sordariaceae. Gene Ontology annotation, cellular component: cytoplasm. Gene Ontology annotation, molecular function: aralkylamine N-acetyltransferase activity. The transcript is spliced from 2 exons.